UGGGUUUGGGGCCCCCCCUAUGGGGCUCCCCGCCCCACUUAAAGUGGGGAAAUUACUGGAACGCCCCCCUUUAAUAGAAUACGGAAGCAACAUUUCCGUAUUCAAUACGGAAGUCUUAUAUCCGUAUUAUAUUAGUAUGUAAACCGGCAAGGGUUUAUUCAAACCCAUUUCAAACUUCAUUCCGUAUUUUGCCAAGCUCUUCUCCCCUCUUCAACCUUCGAUCUCUGUCGCUCCCCUUGCUUGAACCGUGUACUUGAAAGGUUCCAUCAUCUCCAUCAAAGCUCUUCACAACCCCAUUCUCAGAAUUGAAACCUAGAGUGAGAAUGAAGAACAGAAAGAGGUCUCAUGCUUCUAGUGAGGAUGUCGGGGCUACUGAGGAUAGACACCGGCGGUUACAUGCUUCUAGCCGGCGCGGCGAUCAUGCUGCAACCUCUCAGGCGGUGGAGGCUUCAGCUCCAGUUGUUUCUCCGCCGUCUCCCAUGAUUGAGGUUCCUCUGGUUGAUUAUCCGCCGUCUCCCACGGUUGAGAUACCUACAGUUGUUUCUCCGCCCUCUCCCAUGGUUGAGUCAUCAGGCGAGGAGUCCUCAGGCGAGGAGUCUUCCGGCGAGAAGUCAUCAGGCGAGGCCUCAUCCGGCAUGGGAGGAUCUGACGAGGAUAGUAUUCCUCCGCCUACUGUUGAUGCUGAUGUCCUGCCGCCAGAGCAGGGGGAGCAGGGGGCACAGGGUGGCGAGGAGGACCUGAUCCAGAGGUUGCCGCCGUUUCCGGGGGGGGCCUGUUGAGCUAUCGCUCCUCACCCAUUAUGCUGAUCACAAGGCUCCCUGGGCGUGGCAUGCACUCCUACGCACAGACGAGCGGUAUGUGGACCGUCGACAGUUGAAGGUGGCCACAGCUGGGGGGAAGGUUUGGAACCUUGCUUGUGAUGGUGAUUCAGACAGUCACAGGCGGGUUCGAGAGUUGAUUGAGCAGACGGGUCUUCAUCAGCUACCCUAUUGCAGCUACCCGGUGACAGAUGCAGGCCUUAUUUUGGCCCUUGUGGAGCGAUGGCAUGAGGAGACUAGUAGCUUCCACAUGCCGUUCGGGGAGAUGACUAUCACCUUGGACGACGUGUCGGCUCUUCUCCAUCUCCCCAUGGGGUCGAGGUUCUAUACGCCUGGGAGGGGGGAGAGGGACGAGUGUGCAGCGCUCUGUGCUCAGUUGAUGGGAGGAUCUGUUGGUAUUUAUGAGGCUGAGUUUGAUACGAAUAGGUCCCAGACUAUUCGCUUUGGGGUCUUGCAGACCCGGUAUGAGGCUGCGUUGGCGGAGCACCGAUAUGAGGACGCUGCACGGAUUUGGCUGGUGAACCAGCUAGGCGCCACGCUCUUUGCUAGCAAGAGCGGAGGCUACCAUACGACCGUCUACUGGAUAGGGAUGUUGGAGGAUCUUGGUCGAGUGUGCGAGUACGCGUGGGGCGCGAUUGCGCUCGCUACGCUAUACGACCAGCUUAGUCGAGCGUCCAGGAGGGGGACGGCCCAGAUGGGAGGUUUUAGCUCGCUCCUGCUAGGAUGGGUCUACGAGUACCUUUCUGACCGCGUCAUUAUCCGUAGGGCGGAUCCGGAGUACUCGCAGGACCAGCCUAGGGCGCGGCGGUGGGCUAUGUCCCGGGUCGGGCAUGCAGGCCUUGAUGAGAGGCGAGUCAUGCUCGAUGAGCUGACGGUGGAUGACGUUAUAUGGACCCCAUUUGAGGACCAUCGGGCUCAUCGACCACGGGAUCCGAGGGCCAUGUAUUCUGGCUACAUCCGGUCGCCAUUUGGCCGUGUUGUUCGACGGCAUCUACCAGAGAGGGUUCUGCGCCAGUUUGGCUUCAUACAGGAUGUCCCUCGACACCCCUCUGAGAUCCAGACGUCUGGGUCCCUUGCUGAGACCGCAGAUGCUGCCUUUGCUGAGUUUGCGCCGCACCUCCGCCCUCAUGGGAUCCCCGCUACAUAUCCGGGAGAGGCUGUGGAGGAUUACAUGAGGUGGUACAGCGCUGUAAGCCAUUGGGAGUGCAUGAUUUAA
Molecule: messenger RNA, 2034 nt
Organism: Lotus japonicus
Lineage: Eukaryota; Viridiplantae; Streptophyta; Magnoliopsida; Fabales; Fabaceae
Product: protein MAINTENANCE OF MERISTEMS-like
Exons: 3
Coding region: 1069-2034 (321 amino acids)
Biological process (GO): meristem development; meristem maintenance
Source: RefSeq, a predicted model, not a curated record